Clunio marinus is the source of this 1147-nucleotide messenger RNA. The record is from the annotation of a GenBank genome assembly. NCBI's taxonomy places the organism in Eukaryota, Metazoa, Arthropoda, Insecta, Diptera, Chironomidae.
CAAAAUCAUACAAAAAAUUACAAGAAUGGAUGCGAAACAACAGGGAAGUUUUGAUAUCAAGCAACAACCCAUUUGCAUGGUAGUACUUGGAAUGGCAGGAAGUGGAAAAACAACGUUUGUCAAAAAGUUAGCACAAUUUCAACGGGAAGAUUUCAAUCCUUACAUUGUCAACCUCGAUCCGGCAUGCAAAGAAGUGCCUUAUCCAGUAAAUAUUGAUAUCAGGGAUACUAUUAAUUACAAACAAGUAAUGAAACAAUAUAAUCUUGGUCCAAAUGGCGGCAUUGUAACUGCAUUAAAUCUUUUCUCAACAAAAUUUGACAAAGUUAUUGAAUUGAUUGAGAAAGCUGGAGAGAAGAAUCACAAAUAUUGCGUAUUAGACACUCCAGGCCAAAUUGAAGUGUUCACAUGGUCGGCAUCUGGAACAAUUAUUACUGAAGCGCUUGCUACAAGAUUCCCGACAAUUGUAGUUUAUGUUAUGGAUGUCGUUAGAUCUGCAAGUCCCACAACAUUUAUGUCUAACAUGUUGUAUGCUUGUUCAAUUCUUUACAAAACCAGAUUACCAUUUAUUGUCGUACUCAAUAAGAUUGAUGUUCAAAGUCACGAAUUUGCUAUUGAUUGGAUGAAAGAUUUCGAAAUAUUUCAGGAAGCACUCGAGUCUGAGACAUCUUAUGUCAGCAACUUAACAAGAACAAUGUCAUUGACACUUGAUGAGUUCUAUAAUGAUUUAAAAUCUUGUGGUGUUUCAGCAAAGACAGGAGCAGGUUUCAGCCAUUUUUAUGAACUUGUUGCAGAAGCUGUUCAAGAAUAUCACAAAGAUUAUAAAGUUGAAUAUGAGAAAUUACGCAAAGAGAAAUCUGAAGAAAUUAAAAAAAGAGAAGAACUUGAACUAAAAAAAGCUGGUCAAUCAUCAAAUGCAGAAGUGAAUAUUGCACCACUACUCAAUGAAGUAAACACAGGUCGUGAAAUAUCUGAUAUGUAUCUCAAACAUCCAGCAAAUGAAAGCUCAGAGGAUGAAGAAGGAGUUGAAGAAAAGUUUGUGAGUGUUGGAGAUGAAGAAAUGGAAGAACAAAAUUUUAAAAGCUUUGUAAAGAAACAUAAAGUUUUGCAAAACGAAAAAAUUGAUAAAAAAUAAAAUUUAAAAUAUAUU